Molecule: messenger RNA, 1629 nt
Organism: Cervus elaphus (red deer)
Lineage: Eukaryota; Metazoa; Chordata; Mammalia; Artiodactyla; Cervidae
Product: serine/threonine-protein phosphatase 2A regulatory subunit B'' subunit beta-like
Biological process (GO): protein dephosphorylation
Cellular component (GO): protein phosphatase type 2A complex
Molecular function (GO): calcium ion binding; protein phosphatase regulator activity
Source: RefSeq, a predicted model, not a curated record
AUGCGGCUCCGAGAUCUCUCCCUGCGCCAGGACCCCGACCUGCGGCAGGAGCUGGCCUCGCUGGCCUGCGGCUGCGACUUCAUGCUGCCCUCGCGCUUCAAGAAGAAGCUCAAGGCCUCCCAGCAGGUCCAGACGAGGGAGGAGGAGCCCCUGCCACCCGCUGCGAGCCGGAGCAUCCCCACCUUCUACUUCCCCCGCGGCCGCCCACAGGACACGGUGAACGUGGAAACCGUCAUUGCCAAGAUCUAGAGGACCUUCGCCCAGUUCCCGCACGAGAGGGCCACCAUGGAGGACAUGGGCCACAUGGCCAAGGCCUGUGGCUGCCCACUCUACUGGAAGGGACCGCUCUUCUGCAGUGCCGGCGGGGAGCGCACCGGCUCCGUGUCUGUCCACAAGUUCGUCGCCAUGUGGAGAAAGGUCCUGCAGAACUGUCACGACGCCGCCGCCAAGUUCGUGCACCUGCUCGUGAGCCCCGGCUGCAGCUACCUGGUGCAGGAGGACUUCGUGCCCUUCCUGCAGGACGUGGUGAACACGCACCCCGGCCUGGCGUUCCUGAAGGAGGCGGCCGAGUUCCAUUUCCGCUACAUCACCACGGUCAUCCAGAGGAUCUUCUACACCGUCAACAGGUCCUGGUCUGGCAGGAUCACAUGCGCUGAGCUGCCGAGGAGCACCUUCCUGCAGAACGUGGCUCUUCUAGAGGAGGCAGACAUCAACCAGCUGACGGAGUUCUUCUCCUACGAGCACUUCUACCUCAUCUACUGCAAGUUCUGGGAGCUGGACACGGACCAUGACCUGCUCAUCGACGCACAGGACCUGGGCCGGAACAACGACCACGCUAUUUCCACCAAGAUGAUCGACCAGAUCUUCUCCGGAGCCGUGAAGCGAGGGAAAAAAGUGCAGAAGGAAGGAAAAAUCAGCUACACGGACUUUGUGUGGUUUCUGAUCUCCGAGGAGGACAAGAAGACUCCCACCAGCAUCGAGUACUGGUUCCGCUGCAUGGACUUGGACGGGGACGGGGCGCUGUCCAUGUUCGAGCUGGAGUACUUCUACGAGGAGCAGUGCCGGCAGCUGGACAGCGUGGCCAUCGCGGCCCUGCCCUUCGAGGACUGCCUGUGCCAGAUGCUGGACCUGGUGAAGCCCAAGAGGGAAGGGAGGAUCACGCUGCAAGACCUGAAGCGCUGCAAGUUGGCCAACGUGUUCUACACCUUCUUCAACAUCGAGAAGUACCUGGACCACGAGCAGAAAGAGCAGGUGUCCCUGCUCAGGGACACUGAGAGCGAGGGCCCCGAGUUGUCUGACUGGGAGCGCUUCGCCGCCGAAGAGUAUAUACUCGUGGCCAAGGAAGCCGCGGGGGACCCCUGGGAGGACCGGUACGAGGCUGAGCUCAGCCCCGUGGAGCAGAAGCUCAGCGCCCUGAGGUCCCCGCUGGCUCAGAGGCCCUUCCUGCAGGCGCCGGGCGGCCUGGGCCGGCUGUGUCGGCAGGAACAUUCCAGGAGCCCCUGCACCCGCUGUCCCGCGGGGCCCCUGCGGGAAGGCCACCCCGGCCCCAGUCCCCGCCCCGGCCAGGGCCGAGGGAGCGCCCAGGUCAGUGCGGCCCAUCGUUUCUGUGUACGUGUACAAAAUGUGUAA